GCGCCGGGCGGGAUAUCCGCAGUAGUAAGCUAACUAAUAACAUGGCGAAGACUUACGAUUACUUGUUUAAACUACUUUUAAUCGGCGAUUCAGGCGUCGGGAAGACCUGCGUCUUAUUCAGAUUUUCAGAGGACGCAUUCAACUCAACGUUUAUCUCCACUAUAGGUAUUGACUUCAAGAUCAGAACAAUAGAAUUAGAUGGAAAGAAGAUCAAGCUACAGAUAUGGGAUACAGCAGGACAGGAAAGAUUCAGGACCAUCACGACAGCCUACUACAGAGGAGCCAUGGGCAUCAUGUUAGUGUAUGACAUUACCAAUGAGAAGUCCUUUGACAACAUCAAGAACUGGAUACGGAAUAUAGAAGAGCACGCUUCAGCAGAUGUGGAAAGGAUGGUCCUUGGGAACAAAUGUGAUGUCAAUGAUAAGCGACAAGUAUCCAAAGACAGAGGAGAGAAGCUGGCGCUGGAGUACGGUAUCAAAUUCAUGGAGACCAGUGCAAAGGCGAACAUCAACGUGGAGAACGCCUUCUUAACCCUCGCCAGAGACAUCAAAGCAAAGAUGGACAAGAAGCUGGAGGGCAACAACCCGCAGGGCAGCAGUCAAGGAGUAAAGAUUACAGAACAGCCCAAGAAGAGCAGUUUCUUCCGCUGCACGCUCCUGUGAGGAGACGGGAGCAAUCGGCAUCCACCAUCGCCUUAACUGUGUCCCCCC
Larimichthys crocea (large yellow croaker) is the source of this 710-nucleotide messenger RNA. It is a transcript of the gene rab8a, whose product is annotated as RAB8A, member RAS oncogene family. The record is from RefSeq and is marked provisional. NCBI's taxonomy places the organism in Eukaryota, Metazoa, Chordata, Actinopteri, Sciaenidae. Gene Ontology annotation, molecular function: GTP binding; GTPase activity.